Molecule: messenger RNA, 1868 nt
Organism: Drosophila subobscura
Lineage: Eukaryota; Metazoa; Arthropoda; Insecta; Diptera; Drosophilidae
Product: esterase E4
Exons: 3
Coding region: 83-1819 (578 amino acids)
Source: RefSeq, a predicted model, not a curated record
AUCUUUUGCAGCAGUUCCGCGUUCGCAGAUCUCCCAUGCGGGUGUUUUGACAUUUCCCACAGUGAAAAUCGAACCGGGGUAAAUGUCUUUCCUUCUCCUGCUACUCGUGCUGGCCAUCAGCUCUUCCUUUGCUGAGGAUCCGCCUGUGGUAGAGCUCUCCCUGGGACGCGUGCAGGGCUCAACGAUGCAGAGCUUCCAGGGGAAGACAAUCUACGCCUUCCGUGGGAUUCCCUAUGCCAAGGCCCCAGUGGGGCAGCUGCGGUUUGCCGCUCCGCAGGCAGCCACUGCCUGGGGGCCGGAGGAGAUACUCAAGGCCACCACCGAUUCGCUGGUCUGCCCACAGCCUGGCAUUUCGCUGCUGAUGAGCGAAGACUGCCUCAAGGUGAAUGUUUUCACCAGGAACCUGGAGCAGAAGCCUCUACUCCUCCCCGUCAUCGUGUACAUUCAUGGAGGGGCGAAUGUCCUGGGCAGCGGCCACAGUCUGUACGAGGCGGGGCCGCAGUAUCUGCUCGACCACGAGGUGGUCUUCGUCGCCUUCAACUAUCGCCUGGGAGCCCUGGGCUUUCUCCGACCUCUGGGUGGCAGUGUGACGGGGAAUUUCGGAUUCCUCGAUCAAGUGUUGGCCCUGCAGUGGGUGCGGGAUCACAUCUCGAGCUUCGGCGGAGACCCAGAGAAUGUCACUCUACUCGGGAUGAGUGCGGGCUCCAUGGCUGUGAGCCUCCACCUGGUGUCGCCGCUCUCCCGAGGACUAUUCCAUCGAGGGAUACUCAUGAGUGGCUCCGCCACGAAUCACUUUGCCAUCGACAAUGUCUACUGGACACAGAAAUUGGCACGAGAAGUCGGCUGCCCCAUGUUUGAUGGCAACGAUGUGGUGCAGUGUCUGCGGAAUGUGGCCUGGACACGUAUCGUGGAGGUGUGCAAGGGCUGGGAGUCAUUUCAGUUUGUGAACAUGAAAUGGAACUACGAGAUCGAUGGACACUUUCUGCCCCGGCAUCCCACGGAGCUAAUGGCAGAGGGAAACUUCAGCCAAGUGCCGCUGCUCGCGAGUUUUACGGCCAACGAAUUGGAUUACACGGCACAUGUUCAUCUGGAGAACGAACCGCUGCUGCAUGAUCUUGGUUCUAAUUUCGAGGAGUACGCACCCGAGUUGUUCCUCUACGAGAAAAACUCUCAGCAUUCUGCAAUCAGCCGCCGCCUGAAGGAGUUCUAUUUGGGCAGCAACACCUCAGAGAUUUCUGCGCACAACAUUGAGCGAUUCGGCAACAUCUUCUCUGACGCCAUCAUUGGCCAUGGUGUGCAUCGGUUGGUCCAGCUGGCCAGGCACUUCACACCCGUCUACUACAUGCGAACGGAUUACGUGGGAGAGCGCAGCCUCUGGGAACCAACGGAUGAGCAGGGCAAGCCCCUGGGCGUGGGGCAUGCCGAUGAUCUGCAGUAUGUGUUGCCCAGCCUCUGGUAUGGCACUCAAAUGGCUGACAAUCACACGGAUCUCUUCAUGAUGGAGCGCUUGACCAAGUGGUUUACGCAUUUUGCCAAAACGGGCACUCCUCUAGCCACCGCAGAGGAGGAGGAGCACGGUUCUUGGCCGCCCUGCAAUGCCACAGACACGGCCAUGCUCUACAAUGAUGUGGUGGCAACGUUGGGUCCGCCUGCCUAUGCCGAACGUUAUGCCAUCUGGGACGAGCUCUUUCCCACGCCCGCCCUGGGCGGAGGCGUGGCUCGGAGGCAGCAGCUAAACAUCGUCGCCAUUGUGGCCAUUGCCUGGGCCACCAGUGUGGCCUCCAGGCUCUUUGGCUCUGUGCCUCUCGAUGGAAAUUAAUGUAGCAAUUAGGUGUGGAAAAAGCUUAUCAAUAGGCCGUUUAGAUAAC